Molecule: messenger RNA, 888 nt
Organism: Magallana angulata
Lineage: Eukaryota; Metazoa; Mollusca; Bivalvia; Ostreida; Ostreidae
Exons: 3
Coding region: 1-606 (201 amino acids)
Molecular function (GO): scavenger receptor activity
Source: RefSeq, a predicted model, not a curated record
AUGAGAAAUCAAAAUGGAUGCAGAGAUGGUUUCUUUGGUGACAGAUGUGUAAAUAAAUGUCGAUAUCCAUCAUACGGUAAAGACUGUCAAGAGAGGUGUCAAUGUUCCGAAACUGCUUGCAAUUUUAUGACUGGAUGUGACAUUUCUAAGCAUGAGCAGUUAAAAGCUGAAAACAGAUCUCAACACAUAGCUUUCGGAAUUACUUCAUUCAUGGUUAUAGUUGCAGUUUCCAUUUUGUCCUCCAUCCUAAUCUCAGCUGCCAUAACUCUUGCUAUCUGGCGUCUCAAAGGACCAUAUAGGUGGAACAGGAGAGUGUCUCAAAAUAUGUCACGACCGCUAGGACAACAGGGGCCAUGCCAUGCAACAACGCAACAACCACACCAUGUUGCCUUUGAUAGUCGCCAAAGAACAAAUGAUUACUGCUUCAAAGUAAAUAACAGGCCAAGCCACACUGACUGUUCUACAAUCGAGGUUUCGACCAUUCUUCCACCGUCAGACAUUAAUCGUCCAGAACUGCAGCGAGAAAACAGCUCGGAUACAACAGUAUAUGAUAUUGGCUCGUGUACUUAUGAGCCUGUCGUUUUCCCUGUACGGGAAGAACAUUGAGAUGCGUAUAAUUAAAAUGAGGAAAAAAAAAAUUAUCUUGAAAAAAAAAACCGCAAAAAUGUUGAUAGUUAAAAAACAGAGAUGAUGAAGCUACUAAACGCAGGAAAAUGUAUAUAUGUAAAGCAAUUUAUUUGAAAAUUAUACGUACUUGCACAAUAUGUUCUUAUUUAACAUGCAUAGUAUUUUGGAAAUACAUUUUUUAUGUCAUUAUGUAACAAAUGAAUACUUUUCUAUUUCUGUUUGCAUAUAAAAUUAAUAUUGUCAACAUUUCCCCCCUUUUUG